Messenger RNA from Penicillium oxalicum, 804 nucleotides. RefSeq lists its product as uncharacterized. Lineage: Eukaryota; Fungi; Ascomycota; Eurotiomycetes; Eurotiales; Aspergillaceae. Bases 1 to 804 code for a protein of 267 amino acids. The record is from RefSeq and is a predicted model, not a curated record. The transcript is spliced from 2 exons.
AUGGCGUCCAUCAGCACAUUUCUUCAGCUUUGUCUCGGGCUGCUCAUGCUCGUUCUUCCGCUGGGCGGCCUGGCGCAAAUAUGCUCCUUCUGGGAAUCUGGAUGUAUCGACCCGCUCGCGCAAACGGCUGUUCCGCUUGAUUUUUCGCCGCUAUUCCCGGACCCCGUCACCUUCUAUUACGGCUUCGAUGAGCUGUCUACCGGUAAAGGCCGAGGUCCCAUGACCAAGGCUGGUUUUUGGCUAAGAUAUCGGAACGAAGGAAUCAAUAUGGCUGUCGUCACGGCAAAUCGCACCGCCGAAGUGGCUUUGCGGAUAGGGAACCUGACGGGCACACCCUCGGGGGGUACCAACGGCUGCGAUGGAGUCUGGGGGCAAUCCUGCUCAGCUGAUGUCAAAGGCGCCUUGCGGCAUACAAUCUUUAACCUUGUCUCCUCGGGCGAGUACUACUCCAGACCUCUCGAGGCAGCUUUGACGCACAUGAUGCAUGACCACCCCCGGAUGCCGAAUUGCGGUGCACCCAUCUUCGAUGUAGCCUCCAUUCCCGUACAAAGUUUUGUGAAAGAGAGAUAUCCAGAUCCCCGCGUCAAAGUCACUCCAGUCGGUUCGUGGUGGCAGCCCUGGCGGGUAUGGUACAUUGACGGCAUGACAUCGGGACAGCAGGCAUCCCAAGUCGCCGUUGGAAUCAUUGCUCGUUCUCCAGCAUAUGGCAGUCCGCCUCCAUUGUCUCCGGAUGAGAUUCAAAUCGAGCUUGUUUGCCUGCAAGCCCCGCAAGGUACUCCUGUCUCGCUCUCCAAGGGGCCUUGA